CUCAUUGAAGCUCGUCGGUCUACUUUGGGUGACCGUGAGUUUGAUCAUAAACAAAGGCUGUUACGUAAUAAAAUCGGGCAAAGCUUGCGUAAGGACUGAGAAACCUGGUGGUCGGAGCAUGCUAAUGAGUUGAAAGCAGCAGCUGCAUCUAGUAACUACCGGAAGCUCUUCCAACUCAUCCGAGCCACUGGCAGCAAGAAGUCUGGUGUGAGCGAAACAAUAUGCGAGGAUGACGGGAUGCUAGUCACUAGCACCCAUCGACGUCUUGGACGAUGGGCAGAAUUUUUCGAAGGGCAAUUCGAAUGGUCUGUUGCUCCGACAACAUCGGUCAGACUGUCCUGCCCUCCAUGGCCGGUGACGACUGAUUCACCAAAUGAGGUGGAAAUCUGCAGGGAACUCCAACUCUUGAAGCGCUACAGAUCACCGGGCCCAGAUGACUUACCUCCGGCUCUUUUUGAAGAUGGUGGUGACAUUCUGGUUAAGGAACUGACAACGUUGUUUACAAGAGUCGGGGAACUAGAGAGUGUACUAACGUGAUGGAAUGAGUCGAUAGUUGUCCCUAUCUUUAAAAAGGGUUCACGUCGUUCCUGUAACAACUAUCGGGGGAUAAGUCUACUUCCGAUUGCGUCCAAGCUAUUGGCUUCCGUCAUACUUCGU
Messenger RNA from Schistosoma curassoni, 657 nucleotides. NCBI's taxonomy places the organism in Eukaryota, Metazoa, Platyhelminthes, Trematoda, Strigeidida, Schistosomatidae. The record is from the annotation of a GenBank genome assembly.